UCUAGGUACUAUGCAUCCUGUGUAAUGACAACAUUUCAGGGUUUCUGUACCAAGGUAUAUCUGGAGUCUAGAAUUAGGAUUAUAAAUUAUAGCCUGGUCAAACAUGUCGAGUGUUCUUAAACGCAGCAUGGAUCGAGAAGGAUCACCUAUGAGCAAGAGAUCAAGGUCCGGGUAUGGACCAGAACAUGAUAUUCGCGAUAGAUUGAGCCCUUCAGACUUUGAAAGACGCGAUAGUUACGGAGGAAGCCGAGGAAAGUAUGAUCCACGCGAUGCCCCACCGGGUCCGCGUCCUGUUUACCGUUCUGAAUUUUUAGUUCACGAUGGCCCCCCGCCUAGACAAUUUGAAAAUCGUGCACCACCCCAGGGAGCACCAUAUCAAGCACAAACUCGGUGGUUACCAGAAAAUAAUGAUUAUAGAUCACUUUACAUUAGUGGUAUACCUAGCAAAGUUCCGGAUCAGAUUGUUAGAGAUUGUUUAAUUGACAACUAUAAAAGGUUUGGUGAAAUGAAUGUUAAAAUAACAAUGUCCAAUGAUCAGCGUGUUGCUUAUCUUAAUUUUCGUUAUCCAGAAGAUGCAAGGGAAGCCCUGAUGAAUGGCAUAAAGUUCUUGUUUGAUAGAGAACUUAAAAUCAAUCCGGUAUUUAACAAAAGACGCAAUCUUAGUCCCAGUCGCAAUAUUUUACCACCUGGUGGUAGCAACAGUGGCAGACUGCCAACAGAUCCUAGUUUUUACAGUCGACACUCACCACCACCUUAUGACCGAAGGCCACCACCUCCUGAUGUACCACCGUAUGGUGGUCGAGAUGACUAUCGAACAGGUCCCCCUCCUCCUGGAAGUUUACCACCUGAAGGUGAGAGAAAAAGUGAAAAAUUUCCUUAUCAUUUAGAUCAUGUUGAUCCAGAAUAUGAUGAUAAAGCAACUAGAACUCUCUUUGUAGGUAAUCUUGAUGUAAACAUAACUGAUUUUGACUUGCGGAAUAUUUUUGGGAAAUUCGGAAUGGUUGAAGAUGUUGACAUAAAAAGGCCCAUCCGAAAUACAGGAAAUGCUUUUGCUUUCAUCAAAUAUAUAAAUCUGGACUGUGCUCAUCGAGCUAAAGUAGAAAUGUCUGGAAAGUAUAUUGGUAGAUUUCAAUGCAAAAUUGGUUAUGGGAAAGUGACACCCACAACAGUUGUAUGGGUAGGUGGUCUUGGACCUUGGGUUACAGUUGAAACAUUAGAAAGAGAAUUUGACAGGUUUGGUGCUAUUGUACAUAUUGAAUGGCCAAGAAAUAAAAACUUUGCUUAUGUGGUUUAUGAUAGUAUAGAUGCUGCACAAGCAGCUUGUCAGCAAAUGCGUGGUUAUCCACUAGGUGGCCCAGAACGAAGAUUAAGGCUGGAUUUUGGAGAAAAAGAUCAUAUUAGCAGAAGUCACAGCUUGCCUGACUACCAUUAUCCUCCACCUAAAGACCGCACUUAUGGUCCCCCACCAGAGCGCCCACCAGGUCUAUGGAGAGAGACGCCACGUGGUCCCUUGGAGGGUCCAGAGCGACAGAGAUAUGAAGAAUGGCAGCGUGAAAAUCGUGAUUAUAGGGGACCACCACCUGAAGCUUACCGUGAUGAUGGUCGCAGACAUGAUGAAUAUCAUUAUGAAAGAAGACGGGAGCGCACUCCAGAUUAUGUUAAGGGUCCUUAUCAUGUAGGUGCUCCUCGAUCACCAGAAAGAGCAAGAGGAGACUACAGAGAUGACAGAGGCCCAUCACGUGAGGAAGAAAGACAUUUAUCUGAAAGAAGAGAUUACAGGGCACCUAGUCCUAAUGGGGAUUUUAUCGAUAAUCAAUGUCGUACAUUAGCGGAUUUGGCAAAGAUGUUACCAGUAGCUUGGAAUGGUGCUCUUAUUUUAAAAAGCUCUGCAUUUGCAACACGUAUGCAUGUUGUUGGAGGGGAUGUUACAUUGGUUGAUACACUUAUGCGAGAUCCGACAUCAACUGAAUCACCUGUUUUAAAAAUAACUCAGCGUUUACGGUUAGACCAACCUAAACUAGAUGAUGUUGGUCGCCGUAUUCAAGUUGCUGGGCCUCGUGGUCAUUGUAUUCUUUUAGCUAUGCCGAGUUCUCUAACUAAUUAUGAAGAUAGUGCAGCGCCUAUUCAGCAGCGUCCACUUAAAAAUCUUGUAACAUAUUUAAAGCAAAAAGAAGCAGCUGGGGUCAUCUCGUUGCCUCCAAUUCCAAUACAAGGAAAGAAAGAUGUUGGGGUUUUACAUGCAUUUCCUCCAUGUGAUUUUGGAUUUAAUUUUUUAAGGAAUCGAGCACCAAAAUUAUCUCCAGAGACAACAAAGGAAGAUUAUCUUGUUGUUGUUGUCGUCAAUGGAGCUGCUUAAGUAUUUUUAUCUCCCAUUGUUAAAUGAAUGCUGUAUGUGUACUAAAAUUUUAAAUUGUUACAGUUUGUUUUGUAAUUUUUAACUUCCAAUUUUCUGUAAUUAAAAACCUAAUCUUUUAAUUUUUGGCAGCUACGUAAAUAUUUUUCUAUUCUUAAAUUAUACUUCUCUGUAAUUAAGUUAGUAAGCCAUAGGGUGUGAUGCUGUAGACCUAGUGAAAUUACAAAAAUUAUAUUUAAUUUAUGCUAACCUGUUGUGCACUUUAAGCUGUAGUUUCAGUUUGGACUGUUUGAUUUUAAAACUAGAUAGGACCACACACCUACAAACACGCUAAAAUUGAAAAUGUUCUUGAUAAAUUCGCUCAUUUCUAAAAUAUCUAUAUUUUUAUUGGGUUAUAUUAUUACUUUAAAUAGCAGUAAUCAUUAUCUAUGAAUAUUAUAAAUAGGCCUACUUAGUUGUCCACAUAUUUUACAUUUGUAUGAUAGGAAGUCUAAUAAUAGAACCAUACCAUAAAACUAGUUUGUAAUGAAUUUAACUCUAACUUAACCCAUACCAUUGUAGAGCUAAUUUCAUAUAUUAUUAAACUAAUUUAAACUGCUAGUCCAAAUAUUGGAAUAAAAAAGAUCAACUCAGCUCUACUUAUAUUUCUUUUUUUUAAAAAGCCCCAAAACUUAAAUUACAAAAUGUGGUAUUUUUAAUUUUAAGUAGCAACGAUUUAACUAGACAAUGUAUUUACUGGUAUUUGAAUGUUUGGUUUUAAAUUGUAUGUACUGGGUGUGUAAUUUAUUGUUGAGAUUUCCUCUUAAAAUCAUUGUUUUUAUCAUAGGCUUAGGAUAAGGAGUAGAAUCUAAUAAACUAAAACAAUUUAGCCCUGUGUAGAAAUGUACAUUUUUAAAGGCUUUUAUUUUUACCAUAUUCAUUUUGAUGUAGAAACAAUAAUGUCUAACCAUAAUUCUUUCUCUGGAAUAAUCUUAAAAAUAUGUACAUUUUUCUACAAAUAUAAAUGUAAAGUAGAAGUACCUCUGUAUACAUUAUUGUAUAUACUUUUUUUGUGAGUUGUGGAAGGUUCUACAGGUGUUUUUGAAUCCCAGAUGCAUCUAGAUCUACCAUUUGGAACACAAACUUAGACAUAGUUGGCUCAUUUAUCUGGACUGGAUAUGCGUUUUUAUAUUUAAUUAUAAAGAAACCAGUAAUCCAAGAUCCAAGACUUUAAAAGUAUUUGAAGAAUCGAAUCGCACCUUGCCAGAGUGCUACCUCUGUGAAAAUUGAAAAACCAUUCUCGCUGAAACCUCCCCAGGAGCAUUCUCAACAACUUCCCAAAGUUUCAUGCCACUCUGAUAAAAGGUUCUACUGGUACACACAAGUCAAGGCUUCUGUUUAUGGAGAAAAUGUUAAUAAUUCAUGUAUUAGGCCAUUUCAUGGAAAUGUGGUGUAUCUUCGUACAUGCAGUGUUAUCAAUCUUGUUGGACAAAAUAAGGCAGUUUAAUUGUAUAUUAAUUCUUAAAAUGAUUUAUUGAUACAGGCACUGAACCAGUGAACUGUGUUAUUGGAUUAUUUUGUGCUUUACUGGGAAGUGGUCUUUAUAUUGUAGUGCUUUAAGUAUAUUAUGAUGUGAUUUCAUUGUUGUGGUUUUAUUCAUAAAGCAAAUCUAAUAAUAGUGCUAUACAUUUAUAAUGACUAGCUGAGAAGAAGUAUAGUAAGGGUAAUGUGCAAGAUUUCAUGAUUGCCAUUUUAAAAUAAUAGGUUUGUUGAACUGCAAUGAUGUGCAUGUGAAUAUUUAAUGCUUUUUUCCAUUUGUGGAGAUAGUGGUGUGUAUAUACAUGUUCUUUUCUUCAUUUGAGACCAAAGUGAAUCAUUGUGCAUACUAUAAUUUCUCAAGGAUGAUCCCACUUUUUAUUUCUAUAAAAGUUCAUUUUUCAAUGUUGUCAUUUGUUUUCCCCCCUAUUAUUUUUUAUAGAGCCCAUAUUAGUAUGCGGUGGUUUGUGUAUCCUUAGAACUAAUAGAUCAAUAAACAUAUUACUCUACUUGAAUACAGUAUGGAAUUUUGUGUAAGAUGUGAUCAGACAGCUCUAAUAAUCUGAGUGUGUUGUGGUUAAUUUUAAUCUGCGGUCAGUACUGUUAAAAAUGAAAAUGUGUUUUUGGUUACUAUGCAAAUUGUUCUGUAAACUGGCAAGCAUAAAAACACUAAGUGAUGGGGAUAUAAGUGGAAACAUUAAAGUUGUUUCAACUUGUAGCUAGACGCAUCUGGAUGUGAAUUCCUUUAGUUUAAUCCAGCCUUGUGGUGACUACUAGUGUUAUGGUUAGUAAUACAAAAUUUUGUGGUGUAUGGUGUGUUUAAUGAUAUUAGAAAACCUUGUGGUGUAAGGUGGCCCAUGCAUUUUAUAGUGAGUAAUACAAAACAUUGUGGUGUAACGUGGACCAUGCAUUAUAGUGAGUAAUACAAAACAUUGUGGUGUAACGUGGAACAUGCAUUAUAGUGAGUAAUACAAAACAUUGUGGUGUAACGUGGACCAUGCAUUAUAGUGAGUAAUACAAAACAUUGUGGUGUAAGGUAACUCUAGGUAUAUGGUAGUACACAACUUGUGUAUGGCAAAAAGCGUGCAAUCAGUAAAGUAAAAGUGAGAUUCGCUUAAAAAAUUUAAAGGUGGCAAUUAUAUUUUUAUGUUAAGAUCAUAGCCUACUGCAAAUAGUUUUCAGGUCUAAAACUAUAAACCUAUGAAUUCCAAAUCAAGGAAUUUACGUUUAACUAAAGCUUGGUUAUACAAUUUAAAAGAAAGGGUUAAAUAAUCAAACUUAACAGUAUUAAGUAUUUAUAUCUGUAAAUAAUUGUUAAUAGCUAUGACUGUGAUACUCCACUGCUAAUUUGGACUUGAUCAAGGGUAGGCCUGCUAAAUGGCAUCUAGUCCAGGUUUCUAAGUCAUCUGUUUUCUGCAGGUGAUAUUAAAAGUGGACAACCUUGUUUGUAUUUUGUUCCAGAGUACCAAAAUGGAGAACAAAAAAUUAAGGAUUUGUUUCCGUAGCAUUAUAUUUAAUGAAAAUUAAUGGCAUAUAAUGUAGAUCUACUUGGUUUUGACUUCUGUGGAUGGAAGUUGUUUUUAGGUACCAAGACAGUUGAACUAAAUUAAACGUUUUAAGUCAUAAAUAUAUUGGUCGUUUGUGCCUGCAGAAUUGUUUGUAACAAGGAUUUAUUCUGUGGUUCAGGUAGGCAGUAAACUAAAUGUAUAUUUGAAUUAGUUGGGUGGAACAACUUGAUUUAUUCUGUAGUUCAGGUAGGCAGUAAACUAAAUGUAUAUUUGAAUUAGUUGGGUGGAACAACUUGAUUUAUUCUGUAGUUCAGGUAGGCAGUAAACUAAAUGUAUAUUUGAAUUAGUUGGGUGGAACAACUUGAUUUAUUCUGUAGUUCAGGUAGGCAGUAAACUAAAUGUAUGUUUACAGCAGGGCUGUCCACUAAUUAGGGUGAUAAUGCCCUCCAAAAAAAAUUAAAUGUCUUCGCAAAUUAAAGGGAAGGGGUUGUUGCAGUUCCUUUUUAAAAUUUUGCUUGUGGCAACUCAGGUUCAUGGUCUAUAUCUAAUCUAGAACAAGUAAUCUAAUCUAUACAUUUGUUCUCCAAGCAGCCUACGAAGAUCUAGAUCUAGGCACAAAUCUCAAUUACAUCUAGAUCUAGUCAAGUUCUUUAAAAUAAAUCGUGGAGUGAGAAUGUAACCGAUUACCAUCAUUAUUGAAAAUGAAAGUGUAGCGAUGAUGUAAAAUUUAACUUCAGUCGAUUUUAUAUUUAUCUGAUUUUUUUUUGGUCAUAAAUAUUGAAAGUAACUUUAGUAACUGACAAGAUCAUCUUUUGGGGGAAAUAUAUGCAUUUGUUUCUUUUUCUUAAAUUGUUUUUGGGUUGUAGGCAGCCCUAAAUACGUGAUUACAAAAUUUUUUACGAAGCAAAUGGUAGUCUGUCCCAGCUUUAUUUAUCUCCCCCUUGCCCUACGGUCCUUAGGGCGGGAGAAGUAGAGUUCACCUGUUUCAGUGACCGAUGUUCCCAUCGAACAUUAAUUGUAUGCAUCAUAUUCAUACAAAUAUUAUUUAUGUACGACAACCAAGUCUACUGGUGUGGAUGUCUGUCCACAUGGGCUCGAACAUGAAAAUCUUAAAUAGAUUAGAUACCCAAACAGAGGCGUAGCGACCCUUCCCGGCGCCCGGGGACAUACUUUCAAUUUGGCGCCCCCCUCGGGAGCAAAUUUUCGAUUUGC
Physella acuta is the source of this 6588-nucleotide messenger RNA. RefSeq names its product RNA-binding protein spenito. Gene Ontology annotation, molecular function: RNA binding. Lineage: Eukaryota; Metazoa; Mollusca; Gastropoda; Physidae. The record is from RefSeq and is a predicted model, not a curated record.